Heteronotia binoei (common prickly gecko) is the source of this 1293-nucleotide messenger RNA. It is a transcript of the gene SAMD3, whose product is annotated as sterile alpha motif domain containing 3. NCBI's taxonomy places the organism in Eukaryota, Metazoa, Chordata, Lepidosauria, Squamata, Gekkonidae. The record is from RefSeq and is a predicted model, not a curated record.
AUGGAAAAGUGGUCAGUUGAUGAAGUCUGCAUCUGAUUGGUCCAAAAAUCUUAGGGGGACUAUAUACUGGAUCUGAAACAGGCAGUAGGCUUAAUUUAUGGCCAAGCUUUGUCCCAUCAAAGGCAAUCAAUAGGUAAUGAUUCCUCACUUCUUCUCUUAGAGGAAGAAGUGAGCGGAGCUGCUCUCUUGGCACUUAAUGACAAGAUGAUCCAGUAUAUGGUGAAGAAGUUUGGGCACCAGGCAGUGCUAAUGGAUCUGAUUACAAAAUGCAAGCAACAGACCAAAGGAUCAGUGGGAUCCCCCGGUUUGGAGACCCUUCCCCUGCUUCAGGCAAAUGACAGUGCUAGCAAAAGUCCAUAGGUCUUCAAAAAAAAGUGCAGACCCUGAUGGGGAAAUAUGUAUAAUGAACUAUUAAUAGUUAUUUUUACUCUCGGCAGAAAAAAUGUAAUGCAUGUUUUGGCAAGAUACAUAUUGCAAUGGACAAAUUCAUAUAUUUUGCCUGGGUGUCCUUAUGAUGUCAAAUGCAUAUUAGCAGAAAGAAAAUGCCCUGACCACAGUAUGAGAAUAAAGAUAAUAGAAUUCUUGCAGGCUGACAUGACAAAGUACCUUGAAGGAUCACUAUAAGUAAGGUAUCCAACCACUCAGCAGUAUAAUGAUGUUGCCAGUGCAUUGCUGCAAACUUACCCAUUUCUCAAUGAAGAUGGGGGUGGCUUUUUUCUAUGGAAACAAGCCCUUAAAGACCGUUUCAAGUAUGUGUGGAGACCAAUAGAGCAGGUAGUGAGAAACAAAUGCAAGUUUGGACACAGACAAGGACAGACCAGGAAAUAUACUAAAAACCAAUACGAAGCAGUACAAGCAGUGCUCACAAAACUUUUUAGAGUGUUUCAGUCUCUAGCACAUCAUGACAUUUAUAAGAAAACAGCUGACAUUUUGGAGAAAUUUUCAGACAGCAUACUGACUUCAUACUUGGUGAAGAAUAAUCCAAUCAUUGUUAUUCUGCAAAAAUGUCUGAAACAGCAUAUAGAAGAUGACUUUCUGAAAUGUUGGUAUAAACACUUGUAUCUUGUGGUUAAAGUAGUAAAUGCGUUUGCUAUUGUUUUAAGAGUGUCAACACCAGUGCUGGAAGUAAAAUACCCGUUUAAUGUAAACAUGUGCAAGUUGUUUGUGGAAAAGGAGGUGGAUGACUGUACAAUUGCUCUGGCUGCUCUGUUGGCUACAUUUCACAUCUUUUUGCAUUCCAUUCUCCGAAAUGCCAUACAAUACACUUACCUUUUUGGAAUUCCUCAUCUUUGA